Molecule: messenger RNA, 1534 nt
Organism: Camelus dromedarius (Arabian camel)
Lineage: Eukaryota; Metazoa; Chordata; Mammalia; Artiodactyla; Camelidae
Gene: NHERF1
Product: NHERF family PDZ scaffold protein 1
Exons: 6
Coding region: 244-1341 (365 amino acids)
Biological process (GO): protein localization to plasma membrane
Cellular component (GO): apical plasma membrane
Molecular function (GO): protein-membrane adaptor activity; signaling receptor binding
Source: RefSeq, a predicted model, not a curated record
GUUCUGGAACCCUCAGACGCCGCGCAGGGCGAGGAUUGGCCCGUGAGCUCCGGCUUCGGCUGCUUUCAGUUCGCCGCCGCCGCUGCGGGACACCUGCUCGCUCGGCCAGUCCUGCGGCGCGGGAUUUCCUUGCCGCUCUCGCUCUCGCCUCCCGGCCCACAGGGUGAGCGGAAGGGCUGGACCGUCCCGUCUCCGGACUCCGACCAGACCCCACUUCGCGCCGCUGAGCCGUCGCAGGGCGAGAUGAGCGCGGACUCGGCGGCCGGGGCGCCCCUGCCCCGGCUCUGCUGCCUGGAGAAGGGUCCGAACGGCUACGGCUUCCACCUGCACGGGGAAAAGGGCAAGGUAGGCCAGUUCAUCCGGCUGGUGGAGCCCGGCUCGCCGGCUGAGAAGUCGGGACUGCUGGCCGGAGACCGGCUGGUGGAGGUGAACGGCGAGAACGUGGAGAAGGAGACCCACCAGCAGGUAGUGAGCCGCAUCCGUGCCUCACUCAAUGCUGUGCGCCUGCUGGUGGUCGACCCCGAGACCGACGAGCGGCUGCAGAAGCUGGGCGUCCAGGUCGGGGAGGAGCUGCUGCGCGCCCAGGCGGGGCCCGGGCAGGCCGAGCCACCGGCCGCCUCUGAGGCGCAAGGGGCUGGAGACGAAAAUGAGGCGCCGGCCGCCGCGCCGGAGCCACACGAGGCCGAGAAGAGCCAUCAAGAGCGGCGCGAGCUGCGUCCUCGGCUCUGCGCCAUGAAGAGAGGCCCCAAUGGCUACGGCUUCAACCUCCAUAGCGACAAGUCCAAGCCAGGCCAGUUCAUCCGGUCCGUGGACCCAGACUCACCCGCUGAGGCCUCGGGGCUCCGGGCCCAGGACCGCAUUGUGGAGGUGAACGGGGUCUGCAUGGAGGGCAAACAGCAUGGAGAUGUGGUGUCCGCCAUCAAGGCUGGUGGGGACGAGGCCAAGCUGCUGGUGGUAGACAAGGAGACCGACGAGUUCUUCAAGAAAUGCAAAGUGAUCCCAUCUCAGGAGCACCUGAAUGGUCCCUUGCCCGAGCCCUUUACCAACGGGGAGAUCCGGAAGGAGGACAGUCGUGAAGCUCUGACUGAGACAGCCUCCGAGACCAGGCCAACCCUGGCAAGAUCCACCUCCAGUGACACCAGUGAGGAGCUGAAUUCCCAAGACAGCCCCAAGAUGCAGGACUCCACGGCACCCUCAUCUACCUCCUCGUCCUCCGACCCCAUCCUGGACUUCAACAUCUCCCUGGCCGUGGCCAAAGAGAGGGCCCACCAGAAGCGCAGCAGCAAACGGGCCCCACAGAUGGACUGGAGCAAGAAAAACGAACUCUUCAGCAACCUCUAAGGGCCCUCCCACCAGCCACCAGGAAUGCUGGAAGGGCCCGUCCAGCUCCACACCCAACCCUAACUCCUUUUCUCUCAUCCGCACUUACUCUCAAAUCGAUACACCAAUCAGCACCAGCAUCUCCCCUUUUGGCAAAUCUGGUUUUUUUAGAGAACUCUGUUCCCUUACUUCAGAAGUGAAUUUUUUUUUUUUC